AAAUUGGAGCGUUGUUAGACCCAAAAGAUCAACAAGACAAGUUAUUGUUGGCAACAAAAGCAAUACGGAACUGACGGGAAGUAUUAAAGCUGUUGAAAAGCGCGUAUAUGCACACGUAUAUAAAUUAGAUCCGGAAACAACUGAAGACAUGGUACGGAACUAUCUUCGCACAGAGUUUCCUGAAGUAAUAUGCGAAAAGCUAUCAUCCAAGCACCCUGAGUAUUACUCUUCAUUCAAAGUAACCGUCCUAGAAAAACACCUCUCCAAAAUCAUGGAUCCUGCAACGUGGCCUGUGGGAACAUGCGUGAAUCGUAUUUUUUAUGAAAAAAGCCUCACACUCUCCAAAAGAGUAACAAGUCCUAGGGGGUGUGGUGGGAAUCGUGCUCUCAAUCUAGAGAUCCUACAUAUAAAUAUCCAAUGUCUCACAAAUAAAUUGAUAGAAUUUGAAUCUUUUAUUUGUGAUAAAAGUUAUGACAUUAUCUGCAUCAGCGAACACUGGUUCACUGAUUGCCGUAUUUUGGAAAACUUAAUUAUUGAUAAGUGGCAGGUCACCUCCUUAUUCUGUAGGACAAAGAUGGUGCAUGGCGGUGUUCUCAUCUUCAGCAAAAAGGAUCGCAUUGCGACGGCAUUAACCCACAUCAAUAAUGCAUCAAUUGAGCUACAUUGUGAAGUAUGUUGCAUUCAAUUAAACUGCAAGACCGUUAUAGUUACUAUGUACCGUUCUCCAGCAGGGGAUUUCGAAGUCUUCUGUGACAAUCUUGUCCGUGUUUUGGAAAUGAUCCAGUCUUAUCAUACAGCCAUUGCUGGGGACUUUAAUGUUCUUUUUGGAACAAACUGCCAUAAAGCACAAGUUGUGAAUGAUAUUAUGACGUCAUACGGAUUUAUUCAGACCAUUCGCUCUCCUACGCGCAGAACAAACUGUCUGGAUAACAUCUUUAUAAAUUUUUCUCUGGAAAAUUACUCAACAGAUAUCGUCGAAUCUGGCAUAUCGGACCACUUAGGCCAAUCCAUCAAGCUGAAAACUGAAAAUAAAAAUCGACCUAACGUAUACGCUGCUACGACUUAUCGACCUAUAACACCACAAGGAUCUGAAAUUUUUUUUGCAAUGAUGAAGGAAUGGGAUGACGCUAUUCUACUAAAUAAUAACGUUUGUCCUCAUUCCAGAUUUUCCACCUUUUUUAAUGCGGUACAACAUUUCUACAUGCAUAGCUACCCACUCAGAAAGUUGAGUACGCGACGCCAAGAUAAUGGAAUCAAGUGGUUUAACGAAAACCUGGCAAAAAUACGGAGUAAUUUGCAAAUGAUUAAUAGUUUAUAUUCAAAAUAUGGUUCCGACAAAUUACUGCAAAUGAAAAGGACUCUGACUUCCCAAUAUAAGAAACAGCUACAAGCGGCUAAAAUAAAGGCAAAUGACACGUACAUCAAAAAUUCACAAAAUAAGUUCAAAGCAGCUUGGGACAUAAUCAAAUCAUUUCGACAACAAAAGGUGAACGCAGAUACUCAAUUAACAGCGACGCUAUUUAACUCACACUUCAUCAGUGCAGGAAGCAAAGCAACAAAUCCGACAACAUCCGUGGACCAAAUUUGUAACAGAGUCGACUCUUCUGCUACAAGUGAAUUCGACUUCAACAAUGUGUCUCAGGUGGUAGUGCGCGAUGUGCUACAUAAAUUAAGAAACUCCAAUGCUAGGGAUAUCUUUGGCUUCAAUACCAAACUUAUUAAAAGAAAUAUAUCGCUUUUCGUGAAACCGCUGACGACCAUUGCCAAUAUGAUUAUAAACACUAAUACUUUUCCGGAUCUAAUGAAAAUAGCAUUAGUACUCCCUAUAUUCAAGAAAGGUGAUACAGAGAGCAUGGACAAUUACAGACCAAUUUCGAUCCUGCCUGUACUGUCAAAAGUGUUUGAAAAAAUACUAUGUGACCAAAUCAUCAAAUACUUAGAAACCAACUAUCUCUUACAUGCCCACCAGUACGGUUUCCGAAAAGGAAAAAGCACUUCAGACGCGAUCAUCAACCUUACUACUAAAAUUCUAAAUAGUUACGAGAAGAGCCAGUACGCAAUCGUGUCUUUUGUAGACUUCUCUAAAGCAUUCGAUUGUGUAGUGCAUAACAUUAUUAUUAGAAAGCUGAGAUUGAUUUAUAAAUUUAGUGAUGCAAGUGCAAAGUUAAUCUCAUCGUACUUAACAAACAGGCUGCAGUGCGUUCGGUUCAACAAUGAGACAUCUGAACAAUUACAAAUAACCAGUGGGGUCCCGCAAGGGUCAAUUUUGGGCCCACUGCUAUUUUUAUUAUAUAUUAACGAUUUACCGACCAUACUUCCUAGUACCGUCAGCUGUAUACUGUAUGCAGAUGAUGUUACGCUAAUUUCAGCAGACUCUUCUUAUCAUGUGGCUUAUGACAACGUGGUACACGGAUUAUUAGCUAUUAAAAAUUGGUGUGCGGUAAAUAAACUCGGACUCAAUGCGAACAAAACAAUAACACUUCCUUUUUCAUUAAAACGUGACGCCAAUGUGACUGUAAAGUUCACGAAGUUUCUGGGGUGUAUGCUGGACUCUCAUUUAAACUUUCAUGAACAUUGCGAUUUCGUAAGGGCCAAGUGCAACAAGUCAAUUUAUGUGUUACGUAGAUUAAGUCAAACUGUUUCCCAACAGGUAACAGUGUCCGCAUAUUAUGCUUUAGUACAUAGUAUCAUAAGCUACAGCAUAUUAGCCUGGGGACAUAGUGCAUCGGCCUGCACCAUAUUCAAACUACAACGUAGAGCAGUUCGCGUAGUAGCUGGUCUAGGAUACAGGCAAGACUGUCGGCAAGUCUUCAUUAAAUUACAAAUAUUGACGCUCCCCUCCGUAUACAUAUUACAAGCUUUGUGCUACGCAAGAGAUAGCGUUGACAGUCUCAAAUGGAAUGGCCAACAACACACGCACAACACCCGUAAUAAGGAUAAUUUAACUAUCCAAUACUGCCGGCUGACAACGUCCCAGAACGGAUGUGAAUACCAAGCGAAGACAUUAUAUAAUUCUUUGCCUGUAAAUGUUAGAUGCCUCCCCGCAAAACUAUUUAAAGACUGUAUAAAGAAAUAUCUUCUGUCAAAGGCCUUUUACACCUUUGAGGAAUUUUGUUCGUCGGUAAAAGCGUUAAGUUUAUAA
This is a messenger RNA of Photinus pyralis (common eastern firefly), 3142 nucleotides long. RefSeq lists its product as uncharacterized. NCBI's taxonomy places the organism in Eukaryota, Metazoa, Arthropoda, Insecta, Coleoptera, Lampyridae. The record is from RefSeq and is a predicted model, not a curated record.